AUGGUGGAUUACUACAGAGUCCUUGGACUGCAAAAUGACGCCUCACAGGAUGAUAUUAAGAAAUCGUACCACAAGCUAGCACUAAAAUGGCAUCCUGAUAAGAAUCCCAAGAACAAGGAGGAAGCUGAGAAGAAAUUCAAAGAAAUUGUUGAAGCGUAYGAGACUUUGUCCGACCCCCAGAAGCGAUCACUCUAUGACAUGUCUGUUGAGGAGAGCAGAAUCCACUGUGAAAGAGCUUCAGGGGGUUAUGACACCUUCUGUUGCUCUCCUUAUGGAUUCCCCUAUCACGAAGAUGUCUUUGAAGGGAUAUAUCCAUUCACGUGUAUUUUCUUGAACCCUUUUGACAUCGGACUCAAUGGUGAAACCUGGUACAGUGCAAGUGGAAGAGGAGGAUGCUCCAGGGAGCCGUUCAUGCAAUGGAGUUCAUUCUGCCCCAGCGGGCACUCYGGCCCCUUGUUUGCUGAAAACACAACUGGGCUACGUGGUGUCAGAACAGUGAUAACCACUACUGAAGUGGUCAAUGGCAAGACCAUCACCACCCGGAAAAUCAUUGAGGAUGGGAAGGAGACAAAAGAAGUGGAAGAAGAUGGCCGGCUGAAGUCUGUGACAAUCAAYGGGAAAGACUACACGAAUUCUCAACGUCAGGAGCACAAGAAAUAA
Molecule: messenger RNA, 660 nt
Organism: Malurus melanocephalus (red-backed fairy wren)
Lineage: Eukaryota; Metazoa; Chordata; Aves; Passeriformes; Maluridae
Gene: DNAJB8
Product: DnaJ heat shock protein family (Hsp40) member B8
Exons: 1
Coding region: 1-660 (219 amino acids)
Molecular function (GO): Hsp70 protein binding
Source: RefSeq, a predicted model, not a curated record